CUGGAGGAGGCUGCCAGGGUGAGCCUCAGGCAUGGCCUCCAAACCAGCUAAAAGAAAGGAAGUGCAUCGGAUCAACUCUGCCCACGGAUCAGAUAAAUCUAAAGACAAUGUGCCUCCGGGUUCUGUUGAACAGAAGAAGGGAAAGUUCCCGAUCUGGCCAGAGUGGAGUGAGGCGGACAUAAAUGCCGAGAAGUGGGAUGCAGGCAAAGGAGGGAAGGAGAAGGACAAGACCGCCAAGAGCCCCGUCUUUCACUUUUUUGAAGACCCUGAAGGAAAGAUUGAAUUACCACCAUCAUUGAAAGUCUUUACCUGGAAACGUCCGCAAGAUUUUAUAUUUAGCAGACCUCCUGUAGUUGUGAAAAAUGAAAUCACAUUUGACUUGUUUUCACCAAAUGAACAUUUACUCUGCAGUGAGCUUAUGAGAUGGAUUAUCAGUGAAAUCUAUGCAGUGUGGAAGAUAUUCAAUGGAGGGAUUCUGAACAAUUACUAUAAAGGAAAUUCGGGAGAGCUUCCUAGUCUUCUCUGGAAGCCCUGGGAACACAUAUAUUCUCUCUGCAAGGCUGUGAAGGGCCACAUGCCUUUGUUUAACGUAUAUGGGAAGUAUGUUGUGAAGCUCUACUGGAUGGGUUGCUGGAGGAAGAUAACUAUUGAUGACUUCUUUCCCUUUGAUGAGGAUAACAAUCUAUUGCUUCCAUCUACAACCUAUGCGUUUGAACUCUGGCCAAUGCUACUGUCUAAAGCUAUCAUUAAGCUGGCAAAUGUUGACAUCCAUAUGGCACAGAGGCGAGAGCUGGGAGAAUUCACCAUUAUGCAUGCACUUACCGGGUGGCUACCUGAAGUCAUUCCUCUUCAUCCAGGGUAUGUGGACAGAGUUUGGGAGCUCUUGAAGGAAAUAUUGCCUGAGUUUAAGCUCACAGAAGAUCCAAGUUCUGAAAGCAAAAUGACAGUGGUAGACAACAAACUGAAGGAACCUGGGAAAGAGAUAAAGGAUGGCAAGGAAGUGAAAGAUGGAAAGGAAGUGAAAGAUGUGAAGGAUUUCAAACCGGAAACUUCCCUUACAACCCUGAAGCCUCCAGACAAGACCGACAAAGCUGCAAAGGGUUCUUCAGCAAUACAGUCCCCUCAUAUGGUUGUAUAUGCUACCUUUACACCGCUCUAUUUGUUUGAAAACAAGAUCUUUACUUUGGAGAAGAUGGCAAAUUCUGCAGAGAAACUUAGGGAAUACGGGCUUUCCCACACCUGUAGCCACCCUGUGCUGGUGACCAGAAGUAGGUCUUGUCCCCUUGUGGCACCCCCCAAACCUCCUCCCUUACCUCCCUGGAAACUCAUUCGCCACAAAAAAGAAACGGUCAUAACAGAUGAAGCUCAAGAUGCUGUGCCAAAGAAACCUGAGCAGUUCCUUGAGAUUUCAAGUCCAUUUUUGAAUUAUAGAAUGACUCCAUUUACGAUUCCAACAGAAACGCAUUUUGUACGAUCUGUCGUUAAGAAAGGGACACCUCUGGGAUCCAGCCUUCCUCCCCUCGUGGAAAAUGAGUUAAGUGCAAGCACCAGCCAAGGCGAGAUGAGCGCAGUAACAGGAAACCAGUCUCAGGUUAAUGUUACAUUGCAAACUAUAUCUGGAAGAGAUGAGCAGGGAGAGCUGAUACUGGGGGACACCCACCCGCCUGAGGGGUUAGAUCGAGACUUGAUUAGCCUGACCACAGCGACACAGGACAAGUCACAGGAGGACUUGGGAACAAUAAAUGAAGGUGCUUCCAAAGAAAUGUGGUUAGAUUUUGAAGACUUUUGUGUGUGCUUUCACCACAUAUAUAUUUUCCACAAACCAAGUUCUUAUUGUCAUAAUUUUCAAAAAUCAGAAUUCAAGUUCUCAGAGGAACGUGUGCCCUACUAUCUGUUUGUGGACAGCCUGAAGCCUAUUGAACUGCUGGUUUGCUUUUCUGCUUUGGUGCGCUGGGGGGAAUCUGGAGCCUUGACAAAAGACAGUCCUCCUGUGGAACCUGGCCUCCUGACAGCCGAAGCAAUCACCUGGAAGUCUCUGAAGCCUCUCAGUGCAGUGUUGAGGAUCCACACCUAUGCCACGAAGGCUGCCAUGGUGCGCCUGCCUGUCGGGAGGCAUAUGCUACUCUUCAAUGCAUAUUCUCCAGUGGGACAUGCCAUACAUGUCUGCAGCAUGGUGGCAUUUGUCAUCGGAGAUGAAGAUGUUGUACUGCCCAACUUUGAGCCGGAGAGCUACCGAUUUACAGAACAGUCUCUAAUAAUUAUGAAAGCUAUUGGAAAUGUGAUUGCUAGUUUCAAAGACAAAGGUAAAUUGCCUGCAGCUCUGAGGGAUCUACAAGCAGCUCACUACCCUAUCCCCCUCUACAACAAAGAACUCACUGCUCAGCACUUCCGGAUUUUCCACAUAUCAUUGUGGCGUUUAAUGAAAAAGUCUCAAAUAGCCAAGGCCCCUCUAAACUUCAAAUUUGCAUUCCGGGCUCUGGUUUUAGACACGGAUGUACUGGAUACCAUCGUAGAUGAUUCCUCUUUAGCGGAAUGGGUAGACCUUAAAUACUGUAUGCCAAUAAAUGAGAAGGAGUAUUCUCCUGAGGAAAUAGCUGCUGCGGUGAAAAUUCAGUCAGUGUGGAAAGGGACCUAUGUCAGACUGCUCAUGAAAGCCAGAAUGCCAGAAACAAAGGAAAAUGCCAGCGUUGCAGAUGCACUUCAAAAAAUUUGGGCGGUAUUAGAGAUAAAUAUGGAGCAGUAUGCACUUUCUCUCCUAAGACUAAUGUUUAAAAGCAAGUGUAGGUCUAUGGAGUCUUACCCAUGCUAUCAAGAUGAAGAAACAAAAGUUGCCUUUGCUGACUACACGGUGAACUAUGCAGACCAGCCACCGAAUUCUUGGUUUAUAGUAUUCAGAGAAACAUUUUUGGUUCCUCAAGAUAUGAUCUUACUCCCCAAAGUAUACACUACACUCCCGGUCUGCAUGCUGCAUGUUGUUAACAAUGAUACAAUGGAGCAAGUGCCGAAGGUGUUUCAGAAAGUGGUGCCUUACCUUUACUCCAAGAACAAGAAGGGCUACACAUUUGUGGCUGAAGCAUAUACUGGGGACAACUACGUGUCAGGCGCACGGUGGAAACUGAGGCUCAUUGGCUCUUACAACCCACUUCCAUUUCUUUCCCGAGAUGUUCCAUGCAACAACUUCACCAUAAAGGAAAUCAGAGACUACUACAUUCCUAAUGACAGGAAAAUCAUGUUCAGGUACUCCGUCAAAGUGACCGUGGCACAGUGCAUCACAAUACAGGUCCGCACGUCCAAGCCUGACGCCUUCAUCAAGCUGCAGGUGCUGGAAAGUGAGGAGAUCAUGGCGAGCGCCACAGGCAAAGGGCAAGCCAUUAUCCCUGCCUUCUACUUCCUGGGGAGUGAACGAGCAUUGAGCUCCCAGUCUAGCAAGCAAAUCCUCUUAUCUCAUACUUCACCUAAGAAAGAACCAGAAGUGAUGACUAAGAAAAAAACCGGCCCACCGAGUCAGAAGUCCUUCAAGGGCAGACCUGGAAUGGUGGCAGCAGAGGCAGGUCUGCCUCUGCUGGAAGAAGAAGUUAUGAAUGUACCCCUUAUAGAAGAAAAUUGUAGCACACCACAACAGUGCUACAAGUAUAUCAUACAAUGCUUGGUAUUGUUUAACAGCUGGCCUCUUACUGAAACUCAGAUGACAUUUGUUCAAGCACUAAAAGACUUAGAGAAAAGUGAUAUCAAAGCACUCAGGAGGCAGAGACAAGCGGAUCUCGAGAAACAUGAAGAACUGAUUACCAUAGGAAGCCCAGAUUCCCAUGCUGUCAGUGAAGGGCAGAAAUCUGUAGGCACUUCCAAAACAACAAGGAAAGGCAAAGAGAAGUCUGCGGAGAAAGAGAAGUCAGCCAAGGAAAAGCAAGCUCCUCGCUUUGAACCUCAGCCAAUACCCACUGUUCACUCUCAGCAAGAAGAUCCAAACAAACCCUACUGGGUUUUGAGGCUGGUAUCUGAACACAGCGACUCAGACUAUGUUGACGUGAAAAAAGACACAGACCGAUCAGAUGAAAUACGAGCCAUGAAGCAAGCAUGGGAGACAACCGAGCCGGGGAGGGCCAUCAAGGCUUCACAGGCCCGUCUGAAGUACCUCAACAAGUUCAUUAAGAAGCCAGUUGAAAUCCCUAUCCAAGAGACUUUUUCUUCAAUCCAGAGCCAAAUUAAACCCUCAGACGAAGGAGAAGUAGCAGGGAGAGAUGCUUCAGGGAGAGAUGCUGCAGGGAAAGAUGCAGACAGCAAAGAAGUGCCACCAGCCUCAGCGGGGAAUGUACUGUGGAAGAAAUGGCAAAUGUCCAAGGGCAUCAGGGACCUGGCAAAAUCCACAAGCAGCGAGAGCAAAAUAUCUGUGGCAGGGAAGGAAGAGAAAGAGCCACCAAGUGUGCAGCCGAGUGUGCAGCUGAGUGUGCAGCCAAGUGUGCAGCCGAGUGUGCAGAAGGAGAACACUGUAGUAUCCCGUUCACGAUCUCAGACAGUUUUGGAAAUGUCACCACGACUCAUUCGAAAAGCACUAGAAUUUGUGGACUUCAGUCAUUAUGUACGGAAAACAAGUGAUGAACCUGUGCUGCAAACAGAGGAACUGAAUAAGCAGCAAGCCAUGCAGAAGGCGGAAGAAAUCCACCAGUUCCGACAGCACAGGUGUCGGAUCCUUAGCAUCAGAGACAUCGAUCAGGAAGAGCGAUUUAAGCUUAAGGAUGAGGUUCUAGACACGUAUGGGAAGAUGCGGGACUCUGUAGAUGAAUCCCGACAGAAGAUCCUUGAAGUCCGGGAAGAAUACAGAAGCAAGUUGCUGGAGGCGGAGCGCCUACGGCUGGAAGCUUUGGCAGCUCAGGAGGCUGCAAUAAAGGCAGAGACAGAGAAGAAGUCUCCAGUUUCCGACUCACAGAAGAAGAAGAAAGGCAAGAAGAAAUGACUGAGAGGCCCCGUGGCACCCU
Molecule: messenger RNA, 4973 nt
Organism: Onychomys torridus (southern grasshopper mouse)
Lineage: Eukaryota; Metazoa; Chordata; Mammalia; Rodentia; Cricetidae
Gene: Adgb
Product: androglobin
Exons: 36
Coding region: 32-4951 (1639 amino acids)
Biological process (GO): proteolysis
Molecular function (GO): calcium-dependent cysteine-type endopeptidase activity; oxygen binding; heme binding
Source: RefSeq, a predicted model, not a curated record